Messenger RNA from Lasiodiplodia theobromae, 837 nucleotides. Its product is annotated as Proteasome component pre4. Lineage: Eukaryota; Fungi; Ascomycota; Dothideomycetes; Botryosphaeriales; Botryosphaeriaceae. The transcript is spliced from 3 exons. The record is from RefSeq and is a predicted model, not a curated record. Bases 1 to 837 code for a protein of 278 amino acids. Gene Ontology annotation, cellular component: proteasome core complex.
AUGAACCACUUCCCGCAGGCCUGGGGCAGGCCCAGAGACGACGUUUAUGGCGCGUACGACCAUUCCUUCCUUCAGAGCAACGGUCCCAUGCAGCACACCCAACAACCCAUCGUGACCGGCACCAGCGUGGUGGCAGUGAAGUACAAGGAUGGCGUCGUCAUUGCCGCCGACAACCUAGCAUCAUAUGGCUCGCUCGCACGCUUCACGGACGUCAAGCGUCUCCGCGUCUUCAACAACAAAUCCGUCAUCGGCUUCGGCGGCGACGUGUCGGACAUGCAGUACCUGGACCGGCUGCUCACCUCUCUCUCCAUCCGCGAGGACUACAGCCAGCAUGAAGCCGCCGAGGACGACGUGUCGGGCGAGGAACAGCCCCUCGGCAGUGGCGCAUCGCUCAAUGCCAAGAACCUGCACACGUACCUGUCCAAGGUGCUGUACCGGCGCCGCUCCGAGUUCAACCCGCUGUGGAAUGUGCUACUGAUUGCGGGCUUUGACCACGAUGGCAAGACGCCUUUCCUCGCCCACGCCGACCUGCUCGGCACCACCUUCUCCGCGCCCGCCCUAGCCACCGGCUUUGGCGCCCACCUCGCCACGCCCAUCCUGCGCAAGCGCGUUCCGGAUGAGGCCGCCGCGCGCGAGCUUAGCCGCGCCGAUGCCGUCCAGCUGGUCAAGGACUGUAUGAAGACGCUCUUCUACCGCGACGCCCGCAGCUUGGACCGCUACUCGAUUGCUGUCGUCGAGCGCGGCCGCGAUGUCGAGCUCAGCGAGAAUGAACAGCUGGAGAACCAGAGCUGGGCAUUUGCCGAGAGGAUCAGGGGCUAUGGCACGCAGGUCAACUAA